Molecule: messenger RNA, 597 nt
Organism: Opisthorchis viverrini
Lineage: Eukaryota; Metazoa; Platyhelminthes; Trematoda; Opisthorchiida; Opisthorchiidae
Exons: 4
Coding region: 1-597 (198 amino acids)
Source: RefSeq, a predicted model, not a curated record
AUGUCAAUGCAUUAUCAAUGCUCAGCAGCCAAACAGCUAACCGCCCCAAAAAAUUACCCGGAUAUGUCUCCAAGCAUUCUUCGAUGCCUUGGCGAGGUGGCGAACCAAGCGCUUCCCGGUGAACAGAUCUAUCGGCGAAAUGCAUCCACAGUGAGGGAAAUAUUCUGUGACGAGGGUUUCCAAAUAAGGAAUGCGACAAUUCAACCAGUGCGAUUGCUGGGAUCUGCAGAGGCGGUUUUGGCAUUGGCAUGGGGUCGGGUGGAAGAUGGAGCACGUGAAAUUGAGGCCUCAGCAGUGAUAUGUGUUCAACUACCCGCCCUGAUUUAUGCACCACGUAAGGCGACCAGUCCGGCGAUACCACGUGACGGUCGAUGUGACGUGGAAGCACUGUUAGCUGUGAUUAUCGCCGUUGUAGACGACGAGUUAGCGGUGGAACCGGAGGACGUUUUCUCCAAAGAUUUCAAAAGCUUUUUUGCGAAAUGUUCAAACUGCACACAGAUUGCCGCCAACCAGCUUCAGAAACUGGACUGGAUAUUCGAACAAUGCAAAGACACCUAUGGGGACUUCACUAAGCUUCUCAACUCUCUCAAAAGUUAG